This is a messenger RNA of Vigna umbellata (rice bean), 1080 nucleotides long. NCBI's taxonomy places the organism in Eukaryota, Viridiplantae, Streptophyta, Magnoliopsida, Fabales, Fabaceae. The record is from RefSeq and is a predicted model, not a curated record.
AUGGGGCCACAUGAAGUUGACGUUGUCGGCAAGAGGGGAAAAGUUUUGAAUAUUUGGUAUUUCGUUGAACGAUACUGUUGUCAAAAUGGGUUAAAAUCUAUGGAUCAGCAUGGCCUACUACGGAAUGACCAUUACAGUGAUCGGAGGCAAGAAAUUCAUGAAAGGCAAACUGAUCAGUGGAGAAUGAUGAUUGUGUUCGGCGAUCGGUACCUGCUGAAGUUGGUGGAGUUCAUGGAGGAGCAAGCGGGUCCUCUAACCUCCACCUAUGUGCAACCGAGGUUAAAGGCGCUAACGAGGUUGAGAGCCUCCUUGUUGUUAUCUGAGUUCCCUGGCUCCUGCGCCAUUGGCCACGUCCGCUACUCCACCGCUGGCCACUCUAAGCUCGUGAACGUCCAACCCUUCGUCGCCGGCUACCGUUUCGGCUCCGUCGCAGUCGCGCACAAUGGAAACUUCGUGAACUACCGCUCCCUAAGCGCCAAACUGGAAGACAACAGGUCCAUCUUCAAUACGACCUUCGACACCGAGGUCGUGCUCCACCUGAUUGCCGCCUCCAAGCACAGACCUUUCCUCCUUAGAGUCGUGGAUGCCUGCGAGAAUCUGAAGGGGGCGUACUCCCUGGUGCUCCUCACGGAGGACAAGCUGGUGGCUGUGAAGGACCCCUUCAGAUUCCGACCUUUGGUGAUGGGAAGGAGAAAGAAUGGCGCUGUGGUUUUCGCCUCGGAGACAUGCGUGUUGGAUUUGAUCGAUGCGACGUAUGAGAGAGAGGUGAACCCGGGUGAGGUUGUGGUGGUGGACCACACGGGAAUCCAAUCCCUCUGCCUCGUGACUCAUCAGGAGCCAAAGCAUUGCAUAUUCAAGCACAUAUACUUCGCACUUCCCAACUCUGUUGUCUUCGGGAGGUCUGUGUAUGAGUCUAGGAGGAAAUUCGGGGAAAUAUUGGCCACUGAGAGCCCCGUUGAGUGCGACGUUGUGAUUGCGGUUCCCGAUUCUGGGGUGGUGGCUGCGCUUGGCUAUGCUGCAAAAGCUGGGGUUCCCUUUCAACAGGGGUUGAUAAGGUCGCACUAUGUGGGGAGGACUUAA